This is a messenger RNA of Rana temporaria (common frog), 2971 nucleotides long. RefSeq names its product solute carrier family 9 member A1 (gene SLC9A1). Gene Ontology annotation, biological process: sodium ion transport; regulation of pH; proton transmembrane transport. Bases 486 to 2810 code for a protein of 774 amino acids. The record is from RefSeq and is a predicted model, not a curated record. Gene Ontology annotation, molecular function: sodium:proton antiporter activity. Gene Ontology annotation, cellular component: membrane. NCBI's taxonomy places the organism in Eukaryota, Metazoa, Chordata, Amphibia, Anura, Ranidae. The transcript has 12 exons.
UUCCUCUCGCUCCUAGCAGCCAGUCAGAGGAGGAGUAAGAGGCUGGUCGCUCGUAGAGUGAAGGCGGUGCCUGGGAUUGAGAGGAUUCACAUGAAGCCGGGGUGGUCCUCCUCACCAUACAUAUGAUACAGAGUCGGUAUAGUCCGGCUACAUGUCAUAGCUGGCGGAUAGAGAAGUUUCCCGUCAGCCCCACAUCACAUGCAUCAUUACAGAGCCGGGAGCGGACAGGCUGAGUGUCAUACCCCGGAAGACCUGCUCCUUCUAUGACACCAAGCAGCCGCCUGUGUCCAGGAAAUACCAUGUACUCCGAGCAGCCCAUUGAUUGGAGCGUUCCGUGUGUGUUCCUGCUGGGACAGUGUAUGUGAAGCAGUAUGUGUUGGGUGCAGGGUGUGGAUAAGGCUCACCUAGCUGUGUCUGUAUAUAUGGACACUGAAUGAGAGCAGAUUAUACUCUGUGCUGUUUAUAGGAACCCCCUCCAGCUCACCAUGAACAUGAGGAUAUUCCCAGACUUCCCCAACUUCAGAUGGGCAAUGACUGCCAUCUUCCUCCUGGCACUGCUGCUGAUGGUGGUGCCUGUUGCUGCCUCUGAUGUCAAUCCAGACCUUCACCCACCAGGCAUCACCCCUUAUGAUGAGGGAGUCGUCCCGGAUCCCCACCAUGCUGCUGACAAUGACACCCAUAAACCUAGACAUAGAAAACUGUUCCCGGUGCUCGAUCUGGACUACCCUCAUAUCCGUGAACCCUUCGAGAUCUCCUUGUGGAUUCUUCUGGCUUGUCUGAUGAAGCUGGGAUUCCAUGUGAUUCCUACUGUGUCCAACGUCGUUCCAGAAAGUUGUCUUCUGAUUGUUGUGGGGCUUUUGGUUGGUGGACUUAUCAAAGCAGUGGGUGAAAUCCCUCCAGUUUUAAGUUCCAAAGUCUUCUUUCUGUACCUUCUGCCCCCCAUUAUCCUAGAUGCUGGAUACUUCUUGCCCCUGCGUCCUUUCUCUGAAAACCUGGGAACCAUUCUGAUAUUUGCAGUGGUGGGCACCCUCUGGAAUGCCUUCUUUAUAGGGUCACUGCUGUUUGCAGUGUGCCAGAUAAGUGGAGGCCAUCUUUCAAAUGUAGGCCUCCUGGACAACUUGCUGUUUGGCAGUAUCAUAUCCGCUGUGGACCCGGUGGCUGUGUUGGCUGUGUUUGAAGAAAUCCACAUCAAUGAGCUGCUCCACAUUCUAGUGUUUGGAGAGUCCUUGCUUAAUGAUGCAGUCACAGUAGUUUUAUAUCACCUUUUUGAAGAGUAUUCUGCUUUGGAUCAAGUCGCAUUCCGUGAUAUAUCUCUGGGGUUCCUGAGUUUCUUUGUUGUUGCCCUGGGAGGGGUAUUUGUUGGAGUUGUAUAUGGAAUUACCGCAGCCUUCACUUCCCGCUUCACCUCCCACAUCCGUGUCAUUGAGCCCUUGUUUGUUUUCCUCUAUAGUUACAUGGCAUAUAUGUCUGCAGAGCUCUUCCAUCUCUCAGGAAUUAUGGCCCUUAUUGCUUCAGGAGUUGUAAUGCGACCUUAUGUGGAGGCUAAUAUUUCCCACAAGUCCCAUACUACCAUCAAAUAUUUCCUGAAAAUGUGGAGCAGUGUCAGUGAGACUUUAAUUUUCAUCUUUCUUGGAGUUUCCACCGUGGCUGGACCUCAUUCUUGGAAUUGGACCUAUGUCAUCUGCACCCUUGUCUUCUGUCUGAUAGCACGCGUGUUGGGUGUUCUUGGCUUAACUUGGUUUAUCAACAGAUUCCGCAUAGUGAAGCUGACACCCAAAGACCAGUUCAUUAUUGCAUAUGGUGGCUUGCGUGGAGCCAUUGCUUUCUCCUUGGGAUACUUAUUACAUAGCCCUAACAGAAACAUGUUCCUCACUGCAAUAAUUACAGUAAUAUUCUUCACAGUUUUUGUCCAGGGAAUGACCAUUCGUCCGCUGGUGGAACUUUUGGCUGUGAAGAAGAAACAAGAAACUAAGCGCUCAAUAAAUGAAGAAAUACAUACACAGUUCCUUGAUCACCUUUUAACUGGAAUUGAGGAUGUAUGUGGUCACUAUGGCCAUCACCAUUGGAAAGACAAGCUGAAUCGUUUUAAUAAAACUUAUGUGAAGAAGUGCCUUAUUGCAGGGGAGCGGUCCACAGAGCCUCAGCUCAUUGCCUUUUAUCACAAAAUGGAGAUGAAGCAGGCCAUAGAAUUGGUAGAGAGCGGGGGCAUUGGUAAAAUCCCAUCCACCGUUUCUACGGUUUCCAUGCAAAAUAUCCAAACUAAACCUAAGCCUGAGAGAAUGCUUCCAGCAUUGUCCAAGGUGAAAGAAGAGGAGAUACGCAAGAUCCUGCGCACAAACUUGCAAAAGACACGCCAAAGGCUACGCUCGUACAAUCGUCACACAUUGGUAGCUGAUCCCUAUGAAGAUGCCUGGAAUCAGAUGUUACUUCGAAGACAAAAAAUUCAUCAAAUAGACCAUAGGGCUAAUAAUUAUUUGACUGUUCCUGCACACAAGUUGGACUCUCCCACCCUUACCAGAGCUCGUGUGGGUUCAGACCCCCUUACAUUUGAGCCGAAACGAGGCUCUGAGGAUGUCCCUGUGAUCACCAUUGACCCAGCUUCCCCUGAGUCUGUAGAUAUUGUGGAUGAAACGCAAGAGGAGGGAGAAGAUGAUGGUGGGAUUACAAUCGUUGCACGAGAGCCACCUUCUCCAGGGGCAGAUGAUGUUUUUGGCGCCAGUGACAGCCCUACCACCCAAAAGUUACAGCGCUGUUUAAGUGAUCCUGGACCUCAGCCUGAAGAGAACCAGCCUUUCCUGCCGAAGGACUGAUCCAUAUUCUUUUGAUGGACUGAGCCAAACAGCAAUGAGACACAUGACGUAGUUUUUUGCCUCAAUCUUACACUCCUCACCAACACGUGUUUGUUUGUUUUUUGUUUUGUUUUUUCGCUCAAAAUGCUUUUUUCUGUUUGUUUUUUCUCCACUUACAUUCU